UGGUCGUUGGGUCUACUAUUAAAUCUCUCUCAAUUGAUCUCCUUGCUCUCCAAGUUUCUUAUUGGGGUUUUGUUUUUUUCAAUCGUUGUCUUUAAUUCUCUGUUUUUUGUUCUUUGAGUAUGUUCAUUUAAGGAAAGUUCCGUACACAAAGAAGAAGAAGAAAAUAUGAUUUUUCAGAAGAUUGUUCUCUUCGUUCUUCUCCUUUCCCUCUGCUUCUCUCCUUUGAAUCCCGCUGCUGCAGCUCAUGGCCAAAACGGGUUCAAGUGCAAUGAUUCUUUACUUGUUGGGGUAGUGCUCCCUGAUCACCCAGGCUUCAAUUCAGAUUCUUCUUCGGCCAACACAGGUUGUCUUCUAUCAAAAACGAAGAAGAUUUCGUCUAAACUCCCUGUAGCAACCAUGCCUGAAGAAGAAGAUGAUGGGUAUGUGGUAGGUAGAGAAGCAACCUAUAAAGGGUCUCUGAAACUCCACCUCAAGCACAGAUCAACAACUCAAAAAGCCCAAACAGAGAAGAAGGAAUCGGUCAAUGAAUUCACCUCCAGAGACCUCACCAGAAUCCAUACACUUCACAGGAGGAUCAUUGAGAGGAAGAACCAAAAGCUGCCAUUGACGGUGCUUAAACAGGUUCCUGCACCAGCAGCGGCACCGGAAUCUAUUAAAGCUGAAUCCAUGGGCAACCUAGUGGCUACUCUGCAAUCUGGGGUCAGCCUUGGAUCCGGAGAGUACUUUAUGGAUGUUUUUGUGGGUACCCCUCCAAAGCAUUUCUCUCUUAUACUUGAUACUGGUAGUGAUCUAAAUUGGAUACAAUGUCUUCCCUGCCAUGACUGUUUUGAGCAGAAUGGUCCCUAUUACAACCCACAAGAAUCUUCUUCUUUUCACAAUAUAAGUUGCCAUAACCCUCAUUGUGACCUUGUAUCCUCCCCUGAUCCUCCACGACCCUGCAAAUCUGAGAACCAGAGCUGCCCCUACUUCUAUUGGUACGGCGACUUCUCGAACACCACUGGAGAUUUCGCCGUCGAGACAUUCACCAUCAAUCUCACCAACCCUUCUGGAAAGUCAGAAUUCCAGAAGGUUGAGAAUGUUAUGUUUGGAUGUGGGCACUGGAACAGAGGCCUCUUUCAUGGAGCAGCUGGAUUAUUAGGACUUGGGAGAGGCCCUCUCUCAUUCUCCUCCCAACUUAGGUCACUCUAUGGACACACUUUCUCCUACUGUCUUGUAGACAGGAACAGUGAUUUGAGUGUUACUAGCAAGUUGAUCUUUGGAGAAGACAAGAGUCUUAUGAGCCAACCCAAUUUGAAUUUCACUUCAUUGGUAGUUGGAAAGGAAAACCCAGUUGAUACAUUUUACUAUGUUCAGAUAAAAUCGAUCGUAGUCGGCGGUGAAGUCUUGAAAAUCCCGGCGGAGACAUGGCAGUUGUCGUCAGAGGGCACCGGAGGAACCAUUAUCGAUUCCGGCACAACACUUAGUUACUUUGCUGAUCCUGCAUAUCAGAUUAUUAAGGAGGCAUUCAUAAAGAAGGUGAAUGGCUACUCUGUAGUGAAAGAUUUUCCUAUGUUGGAACCAUGUUACAAUGUGUCUGGAGUAGAGAAACUAGAGCUUCCCAAAUUCGCAAUUCUGUUUGAAGAUGGAGCUGUAUGGAAUUUCCCGAUCGAGAACUACUUCAUCCGAUUCGACCCUGAAGAGAUUGUUUGUUUGGCGAUUCUGGGUACUCCACAUUCUUCUCUUUCGAUACUGGGGAACUACCAGCAGCAGAACUUCCAUAUUUUGUAUGAUACAAAGAAAUCUAGGCUGGGUUUUGCACCCAUGAAGUGUUCUGAUCUUUAAAAUACAGAUGAAAUGCA
This is a messenger RNA of Telopea speciosissima, 1838 nucleotides long. RefSeq names its product aspartyl protease family protein 2-like. NCBI's taxonomy places the organism in Eukaryota, Viridiplantae, Streptophyta, Magnoliopsida, Proteales, Proteaceae. Gene Ontology annotation, molecular function: aspartic-type endopeptidase activity. Gene Ontology annotation, biological process: proteolysis. The record is from RefSeq and is a predicted model, not a curated record. The transcript has 2 exons. The coding region runs from base 166 to 1821 and encodes 551 amino acids.